AUGUUUAUAUCUCCACGGGAUCGAAUCAAACCGGAGUUUCAGGCCCUCGCCUUUAUCCUCCCAUCCCUCACUAAGUACGCUCCGCGACGGGAACAAGCAGUUCCGGAUUGGAUCCACCUGGACAAACUGCGCCUAGCGGAUAACAAUCCUACCGGAGCACGUCCGAUCGAUGUUAUUAUCGGCGCGGACAUUUACAGCGAGAUCAUACAGAGCGGAGUCCGUAAGGGGCUCAAAGGUCAACCGAUUGCUCAACAGUCUCAUCUCGGUUGGCUCAUUUCGGGACCAACGACAAACCGACCGUCUACGCGUCAUGAAAUUCGCGCCUUUCAUUGCUCUCUAGAACGGGAGAUUCGAAAAUUCUGGGAGGUUGAGGAGCCCCCCCGUGUCUCAGCGCGCUCUCCGCUCGAUCAACAAUGCGAAAUGCAUUUUCAGCAGACUCACACGCGCACUGAAGACGGACGAUAUACCGUUCGCCUUCCAUUCAAGUCUAAAUCUCCGAUCGAGAUAGGCCACUCGAGGUCGAUAGCCUUGCACCGAUUGACCUCUCUCAAACGGAGACUCGAUUCGUGCCCUGAAGUCAAAAAAGAAUAUUCCGAUUUCCUCGCCGAAUACGAGUCCUUACGCCACAUGACGCGAGUUGAGCCAACGUCCGCGACAAAUUCACUCGCUGUUUACAUCCCCCACCAUCCCGUUAUUCGAACGUCUAGUGCCACGACUCGCCUAAGGGUCGUAUUCGACGCCUCAAGUUCCACCUCCAACGAAACAUCUCUCAACUCACAUCUCCAUGCAGGUCCGAAGCUACAGACAGAUUUGCCGGCUGUCCUCUGA
Molecule: messenger RNA, 828 nt
Organism: Vollenhovia emeryi
Lineage: Eukaryota; Metazoa; Arthropoda; Insecta; Hymenoptera; Formicidae
Exons: 1
Coding region: 1-828 (275 amino acids)
Source: RefSeq, a predicted model, not a curated record